This is a messenger RNA of Paramecium octaurelia, 1316 nucleotides long. The record is from the annotation of a GenBank genome assembly. Lineage: Eukaryota; Ciliophora; Oligohymenophorea; Peniculida; Parameciidae.
AAUUAUGGCACCAAAGAAAAAGGCAUAAAAAAAAGAAACUUAACCAAGUAUCAUUUUAUCAUUAUUCUAUAAGCCAAAAAAUAACCAGCCAAAAUAGAGAAAGUUCAACCUGCUCCUAUACCUCCUAGUGUGGUCUAAAAUAAACCGAAGAACAUUAAACCGGACUUCUAUUUUGUGAUUCCUCAAGAUGAAGAAGAGCAUUAUAGAAGGGAAGUGUACCAAAGAAGAGAAAACAGGAAUAAAAGUUGCAUAGAUAUGAAUGAAAUUAGACAGUACAAUUAUAAUUAAAAGGAGGGAUAAUUUCGCGCCUCAAGAGAUUCCUGUUAUUAAUAAGGUAUCUUAAAAAAUUGUGAUUGAGUAAGAAUGUACCAAUGAUUCCUCCCAGUUAUUUACACUAAAUCAGUCGGAGUUGCCUACUUGUGCCUCAAGACAAUUAAAUAAACCUAAGAUAUUAUCCAUCAAACCAAAGAAAUUAACUAUGACUGUUAAACCUCAAGAUGAUGCCAUGGACAUGGAAGAUGAUUGGUAUGAAGAACUUAACAAGGAUAUCAAUCAUACAAAGCAUUUCCUACUAGGAGUUCCAAAAUAAUAAUCAUCUCACAAUGAGAAAUCAUUGACAACAGAAAGGAAUUCCAUUACAAAAAACACCAAGAAAAUGGAUCUUGAUUUACAGAUUGAACCUACUCAAACUUAAACAACUAUUAAAUUGACUAAGGCCAUGAAAACAAAAUUAGAUUCCAUGAAUGAAUGCUACAACUCACUACUAGAAGCCACAAUUCCAGAAGAAAUCUUAUGUAGAGAUUAAGAAAAGGACUUGAUCACUAAAUUUAUCGAAGAUGGAAUCAAGAACAAUGGCUAAUCUUAAGCCUUAUGUAAUAUUCAUAGUUAUUAAUCUUAGAUAUAUCUGGAGUCCCAGGAAUUGGUAAGACUGCAACUGUUAUGGAAGCUUAAAAGAAGUUAUCAACCAAAAAAGAUAACUUCUAAUUUAUCUAUGCCAAUGCAAUGAAUUUUGGAUUGCCAGACAACAUUUACUCUUAUUUAUUAGAAAAAAUCACUACUAUAAAGGAUGCUUCUAAAGCCUAAGCCUGCAUUCUACUAAGUAUUAUAUGCUUAUUAUACAAUUAGCUGAACUAUUCACCAAGGGUUCUUUACCUGCUACAUACAAAGCUUAUGAAAAAUUAGUCAUCAAAAAGAAUAGGGUUAUUCUAUUAGAUGAAUGUGAUAAUCUUUUUACUCCUGAUUANUUAUAUGAUGAGAGUCUUGAUUUAAUGAAUCGUAAAGCUUAGAAAAGACAAAGUGUUAAAAUAUGGAAAUGA